CAUUUCCGCUAUCGUAAUUUUUAACUUGGCAAGCUUAGUUGGUUUUCAAUGAAUCGUUACUUAAUCAAUCUUUCCUACAUCGGCACACGGUUUCGUGGCAUUCAGCGGAAAAUCGACAAAACCGUCGGCCAGUUUAAGGAUCCACAUACCGUGCAAGGAGUCAUCGAGGAAGCUCUGCUGAAGCUGCGACCAGUUAAUGAGCCCCUAUUGAAACUCUCCAGUCGCACAGAUACUGGCGUCCAUGCGCUGCACAACACUGUCCAUGUAGAUUUGGAACGCCCGAAUGGAAAACCGUACACUGUGGAUCGUAUUACACAGACACUUAACCGUGCGUUCGAGCGAGAUGGUCAAUCGCUCCGUAUCAUUAGCACCGUACACGUCCCGCUUACCUUCCACGCACGAUUAUGUGCCAAAUCGCGCACCUAUUUGUAUCGGUUGGCGGUGUUGAAGAGAGAGUACUCCUGUGAUCCUUCUCGACUGCAUCAUCCACACACACGCUUCAUUCCUAUAGAGGAACACGAUCGUUGCUACUUUUUAGGACAUUCGCGGUUCGAUAUCGAAACAUUCGCCACGGUUGCUCGGAUGUUCGAGGGAAAGCAUGAUUUUCGAACGUUCAUGUCCGUUGCUAAGGGUAAUCCCCGGCAACAGGAAGCGAUGCAUUCGUUAAGACAUAUUGAUGAGAUUACGGUGGAGCGAGGACAAACCAUGACGGCGGCAUUUAAUAGGGAAAGAACAGAACAGUUUUAUGAAUUUUGGGACGUACGGAUACGGGGACGAUCGUUUCUAUAUCGUCAGGUACGUCGCAUGGUAGGUGCGUGGGUCGCUGCAGCUGAAGGGCGGAUCAACGAACGCGACAUCUAUCGAAUGCUUACCGUGCCGUCCCAAAAUUCCUGGUGCACCAACGUGUUCGUAGCGCCCGCUUACGCUCUCUAUCUUUGCCACGUAGAGUACGAUCCGCUGGAUUUGGUCUUUUCGAGUGCAGCUACCGAAAGUGACGAUGGCCAGCUUUCUCGAGCAAUUGCGCAAUCGCAAGACAGAGUUGCAGCGUACGGAAACUACAGUCACGUACAUGGACGGUAGUCGUAAAAUUUUCCGUAAUAACGUCGAAUUCGAUGCACCACCACGGUUGGGUUUCAUUGUAGAUAAUAGCCCAGAUCAGGUGCCGGCCUGCAUUGUGGCCCAAUUUCUUUACCUCGGAUCACAGGACUGUGUGCGGCAGGAAGUGCUGGAGAAGUAUGGUAUCACGCAUGUACUCAGCGUUGGCAUCGAAACACCACCAAUCGUGGAAUACGACGACGAUGGCGAGCGUAUUAUAGAGACGAUG
Molecule: messenger RNA, 1324 nt
Organism: Anopheles maculipalpis
Lineage: Eukaryota; Metazoa; Arthropoda; Insecta; Diptera; Culicidae
Product: tRNA pseudouridine synthase-like 1
Exons: 5
Coding region: 49-1080 (343 amino acids)
Biological process (GO): tRNA pseudouridine synthesis
Molecular function (GO): pseudouridine synthase activity; RNA binding
Source: RefSeq, a predicted model, not a curated record